Molecule: messenger RNA, 2033 nt
Organism: Pristis pectinata (smalltooth sawfish)
Lineage: Eukaryota; Metazoa; Chordata; Chondrichthyes; Rhinopristiformes; Pristidae
Gene: csrp2
Product: cysteine and glycine-rich protein 2
Exons: 6
Coding region: 633-1136 (167 amino acids)
Biological process (GO): sarcomere organization; muscle tissue development
Cellular component (GO): Z disc; cytoplasm; nucleus
Molecular function (GO): structural constituent of muscle; actinin binding
Source: RefSeq, a predicted model, not a curated record
ACUUGCGGGCUGCCCCCAGAACACUCGACGCAAAAGAUGCAUUUCACCGUGUGUUUCGAUGUACAUGUGACUAAUAAAGAAAUCCUCAUCUCUUAACUAGCAUGGGGACAACGGGCCGAAUAUCACCCUACACCGUAAGGGUUGGGGGGCAAAAGGUUAAGAUGCCCAGGCCAAUUCCGGCCCCUCAGUAAAACCCCGAGCCUUGUCCCGUAGUGGGAUCUUGCUGUACGCAAGCUGGGCGCAGCAGCACCCCACUGUGGCUACAUGUGGAAGAGCAGCUCGCUGGGUCUGACGUGUCCCUGGAACGGUCCUGUAGAAAUGCAGGUCUUUGCGGGUGCUCGGAACAGUUCCCACCCCCUUUCCCUCUCUCUCUCUCUCACACACACACACACACAAGGUAGUGAGCUGCGGUAAAUCUGGGUCAGUGCCCGCAGUGUCAUUCACCGACGUGUCCAGGCUCAGGCUGAGUGGAGAGGCGAGUUAAAACUCCAGAGUCCUCAGCGACCCCCUGCCUCAUUUUUCCAGCCCCUCCGGAGACCCGGUGGCCAAUUGGACACAGCAGGAUCCCGCGGCGAUUGCGGUACUUGACCUGAGACGUGGGCUGUGAGCGACUGUUUCCCGGCGGGUGUGAGAUGCCGAACUGGGGCGGUGGCAGUAAGUGCGGGGGCUGCCAGCAGACGGUCUACCGGGCAGAGGAGGUGCAGUGUGACGGCCGGAGUUACCACCGAUGCUGCUUUCUGUGCUCUGUCUGCAGGAAGAACCUUGACAGUACGACUGUGGCGAUCCACGGACAGGAGAUCUACUGCAAGUCGUGCUACGGGAAGAAGUACGGUCCAAAAGGCUACGGCUAUGGCCAGGGGGCUAGCUUCCUCAGUAUGGACAGGGGUCAGAGGUUGGGCAUCACCGUUCAGCAGGCACAGCCUCACCAACCAACAACCAACACCAAUACUUCCAAAUUUGCCCAGAAGUUUGAGGGCGCGGACAAGUGUUCCCGAUGUGGCGAUUCAGUUUAUGCUGCAGAGAAGAUAGUCGGUGCAGGAAAGCCACUGUUUAUCUCCCUCCCCUCAGCCAUGGCACAGGACCUGUUUCCAAUGUGCCAAGUGUGGAAAGAGCCUGGAGUCAACCACUCUGACUGAGAAGGAGGGCGAAAUCUACUGCAAAAGUUGUUACGCCAAGAACUUUGGGCCAAAAGGGUUCGGAUUUGGUCUGGGGGCCGGGAGCCUCGUCCACACGCAGUGACACUGGGAUACAAGCGAUUCCCUCUUUCAGGGCUCAAAGUAGGAAUUCUUCACCUUCAGCAGCAGGACUGAGAGCUGGCUUUACGCAGCUCUCUCCUUACAAGAGUGAACAAUGAUAAUCACCAAGAAAUGUUCCAACAUGGAGUUAAUUCUCAAUGCAUCUCUGCCUUUAGCUUACUGGAGUGUCAGAGCAAUACAGCAUGGAUACAGGUCCUUUGGCCCAACCAGUCCAUGCUGACCACAGUGUCCACCCAGCUAGUCCCAGUUUCCUGCAUUCGGCCCAUAUCCCUCCAAGCGCUUCUUAUAAGGUACUAUUGUAACUGCCUCACCCACUUCCUCCGGCAGCUCCUUCUGUAUACCCACUGCGUGAAGAAGUUGCCCCUCAGGUUCCUUUUAAAUUUUUCCCCUCUCACUCUAAACCUAUAGUGUUAGCCUCCCCCAACUCUGGGGAAAAGACUGUUACCGUCCACCUUAUCUAUGCCUCUCAUAAUUUUGAACACCUCUAUAAGGUUGCCCCUCAUUCUCCUACAUCCCAAGGACCAAAGACCCAGCCUGGCCAACCUCUCCCUAUAACUCAGGCCCUCUAAUUCUGGCAACAUCCUUGUAAACCUUUUCUGCACUCCUAGUUUUAUCACAUCUUUCCUAUAACAGGGUGACCAAAACUGUAAACAGUACUCCAAGUGCUGCCUCACCGACUACUUGUACAACUAGAACAAAUGUAUUUGCGUAUAACAUCCAGCGGCUUGAGAAUAUCAGUACACUUUGACCUUCUUGAUUAAAAUUGCAUUACUUUUA